ACCUCCUGACCUCUACAGAAUCGUACGAUAGACAUCCGACAUGGCGCUGCAAGAUUUCUCUCCGCUCCCCGUCCUCAUAGCCGCCUCUCUGGUCGCCCUGUCCGCUGUCAUAGCCGGAUACUUCUUCUCAAGCAAGAAGAAAGGUCCACCUAGGGCCUUACAGGAUCCAACCGUGAAGUAUCCCUUCAAACUCAUCGAUAAGGAGAUCGUGAGCCAUGAUACGCGUCGCUUUAGGUUCGCCCUCCCCUCCCCCGAACACGUACUGGGCUUGCCGAUCGGGCAGCAUAUCUACCUGAGCGCGCGCGUGGACGGGGAGCUGGUUAUCCGGCCCUACACGCCUGUAUCCAGCGACGACGACAAGGGAUAUUUCGACCUCGUCAUUAAGGUAUACUUCAAGAACGUCCACCCCAAGUUCCCAGCCGGCGGGAAGAUGUCUCAGUACCUGGAGAACAUGCAGCUGGGAGACUUCAUCGACGUGCGCGGGCCCAGUGGCCUGCUGGUCUACGACGGCUGUGGCCAGUUCAGCAUCAAGCCCGACAAGAAGUCGCCGGCGGUCCAGAAGACUGCGAAGAGCGUCGGGAUGAUUGCGGGCGGGACGGGGAUCACUCCGAUGCUCCAGCUGGUCCGUGAGGUGUUGAAGAACCCGGAGGACGAGACAAACCUGUAUCUCCUGUUCGCCAACCAGACCGAGAAGGACAUCCUGCUACGUCCUGAGUUAGAGGAGCUGGCGGAACAGUACAAGGACAGGUUCAAGCUGUGGUACACCCUGGACCGUCCUGAGGAGGGUUGGAAGUACAGCGAAGGGUUCGUGGAUGACGUGAUGCUGGGGGAACACAUGCCACCGCCCGGGGACGACACCCUGGUCCUCAUGUGCGGACCUCCGCCCAUGGUCAAGUUUGCCUGUCUACCCAACCUGGACAAGCUAGGAUACACCUCCGAUCGACGCUUCGCUUACUGAUGAUGCCAGCCAGUGUUCUAGCCAGCGUACGGCUUUCUGAAAAUUUUCCCCGAUCCGUUAUCUUUGACAGACAAAAUUAAAUUGGUGUGUAAAGAUAUAGAAAGAGAUUUCAUUAGAUUAAGCUGCUGUCAAGUCUACCAGCAAAAUUUGACAUCGGUGUAAUAGGUAUAUGAAUGAGUAUCUGAAU
Messenger RNA from Branchiostoma belcheri (Belcher's lancelet), 1145 nucleotides. Its product is annotated as NADH-cytochrome b5 reductase 3-like. Gene Ontology annotation, cellular component: mitochondrion. The transcript is spliced from 5 exons. The record is from RefSeq and is a predicted model, not a curated record. Gene Ontology annotation, molecular function: FAD binding; oxidoreductase activity. NCBI's taxonomy places the organism in Eukaryota, Metazoa, Chordata, Leptocardii, Amphioxiformes, Branchiostomatidae. Bases 41 to 958 code for a protein of 305 amino acids.